CCUCUCUGUAAAAACUUCUUGAUUCGCAAAAAUGGUCGGCACCAAGGGUUACCGCUCCGGCACUCGUCACCUCUUCGCCAAGAAGUUCCGCAAGCAUGGCGUUCCUUCUCUCUCCACCCACCUGAAGGUCUACAAGGUCGGUGAUAUCGUCGAUGUCGCUGCCGAUGCCUCCAUCCACCGCGGUAUGCCCCACAAGUUCUACCACGGCAAGACUGGUGUCGUCUUCAACGUCACCAAGCGCGCUCUGGGCCUCAUCGUCAACAAGCGCCACGGCAACCGCAUCAUGCCCAAGCGCAUCAACGUCCGUGUUGAGCACGUCAAGCACUCCAAGUGCCGCGACGACUUCCUCAACCGCGUCAAGGCCAACGAGGCCGCCAAGGCUGAGGCCCGCGCCAAGGGCGAGAUCAUCCAGCUCAAGCGCCUGCCCGCUGGUCCCACCCCCGCCCACACCGUCGAGGUCAGCGAGGACAACCUCGUCACCUUCGGUGCCGUCCCCUACGAGCUCCUCAUCUAAGUGGCCAUCAUCAGCCGCUUCUGACGAGGAGGGGUGCAUGCCUGCCGCGGGGGUGUGCCCGUGUGCUGGCGCGCUGGGCCUUGCUGGGCCCCCCCCUGUGCGCCACGUCUCGCGCCACCCCCCGGGCUGCUGCGUUCUCCCCGAUGCCCGUCCUUGUUGGUGUGUCCGGGCUCCUCAACUGGGUCCUGCGAUGCAGCCACACCUCUGCGCAUCCCCUCGCGGUCGAUGCUCCUGGUGGUGGCCCUCUGCGCCGCCGUCCACGUGCUCCUCGGUUUCCAAUACAUCCACAAGCCUAGA
Molecule: messenger RNA, 811 nt
Organism: Fonticula alba
Lineage: Eukaryota; Rotosphaerida; Fonticulaceae
Product: 50S ribosomal protein L21e
Exons: 3
Coding region: 32-514 (160 amino acids)
Biological process (GO): translation
Cellular component (GO): ribosome; cytosolic large ribosomal subunit
Molecular function (GO): structural constituent of ribosome
Source: RefSeq, a predicted model, not a curated record